AUGCUCAUGUCUGACGUUGUCGAUAAUACUGAGUCAAGUCGAAGUUCACGAACAAUUUUACAAUUAAUUACUUGUCCAAUAUGUUUGGAAAUAUUUCGAGAACCACUCAUGUUACCUUGUCAACAUUCAUUUUGUCGAACAUGUCUUGAGAGAAUAACAGAUGAACGUUGGGGACGAUGUCCAGUUUGUCGUGGAUGUUAUCGUAUUCCGUUUGCUGGUGUUGGCUCAUUUGAAGUAAAUCGUACAAUUGUCAAUCUUCUAGAAAGUCUACCACAUACAGAACCAAGACCAACAUUGAAAGCAAAAUGUGCAUUAUCUAUCUGUCGUAAAUGUCGUCGUCAACAUUAUGAUGAAUUUCGAAAAUAUAUCACAACAAAAUUACUUGAAACACAAGAAGAAACAGAAAAAUUAAUAACAAAAGAAGUUGAAAAUAUAAAAAAUCAUGAAGAAAACGUUAAAAAUUGUCAAGAUAUAUCAAUAUUAAUUCGUGGUAAAGUAGCUGAAUUAAUUGAGAAAUUAAAACAAGAAGAAACAAAAUUGUUACAUAAUGUACAAGAAUUUAUGGAUGUUGAACAGAGAUUAAUUAAUGAGAAAAAUACACGUCUACAAGAUUUAUCUACGAUUAAUACGUUCUGCUCAUCAUCACAAGAAAAAUUAACAAAUAAAGAAGAAACGGAUCAAGAAGCAAUGGAUAUUCGUCAAAAAUGUGAAGAUUAUGUGGUGUCUGUUAAUGAGCUUGAAAGUCAUAUACUUCUUGUUAAAACACCUAUACGUCGUUUAUCAUUUUACAAUCGAGAUAUAUCAGAUGAUGCUAUAUCACUUGGUUUUGUUGAAAUCGGUAUACAACUUGAACCAAUAUCAAGUGACAUCACAUUAAAACAAGAUUCUCGUACUGUAACAAAUGGUGGCAUCAUUCCAGCAUUAUUAGAUACAUCGGAUGAACACAUUCAUUGUUCUCAAAAAAUUACAAAACAUUCACCAUUAAUACGUUGCUUUAGUGCAACAUCAACGUUACAGUCAAACUGUAGUGGUGAUUAUGGAAAUGGUUUACAUUAUCGUUCUAGUCCAUCAUUAGAAAAUUGUUGUGAACGUUUAAAACGUAAAACAUCAUUGAAUCGUAUUAUUGGUAAACGUGGUUCGAGAGACGGUGAAUUUAUGCAUCCAUCAUCAAUGGCUUAUUCUCACCGUGAUCAACUUGUUUAUGUUUGCGAUACAUACAAUAAUCGUAUUGUUGCUUAUACGAGUGAUACACUAUUAUUUCAAAAUGCAUAUUAUCCAAUCGAAAAUAACACUAAUACUUUAGGACUGCAAAUGAUUCCUGUUUCUCGUUUUCAACAUCCUUAUGCUAUUCAUAUUGAUCGUGAUAAUCGUUUGUACGUUAUUGAUCAAAGUGAUCGACGCAUUAAAGUAUUUAAUCGAGAAUUCAAAUUAAUUCGAGUUAUUGGACAGUAUGGAAGAGAUGUUGGACAAUAUUCCGCACCAUGUGAUGUUUGCACGGAUGAACAACAUAAUAUUUAUGUUUGUGAUGCUGGAAAUCAUCGAGUGUUAAAAUAUAACGAAUCGGGACAAUUUCUACUGUCUUGGGGAGGAUUAGGUAUAGAAAAUGGUCAAUUCAAGUGUCCAGCAUGUUUAUGUGUAAAUACAACAACAAAACGAAUUGCAGUUAGUGAUUGGGGAAAUAACCGAAUACAAAUAUCAAAUUAUGAAGGUGACCAUCUAACAUCAAUUGGCCGUUUAGGAAAAAGUUUGGGUGAUUUUUCUCGACCAAUGGGUAUUGCCUAUGAUGAAAAAAAUGAAGAUUUAUAUGUUGUCGAUGAAGGUAACAAUCGCAUUCAAAUAUUUCGAAAAGAAUUAACAUCGAUUGAUGUUGUUCAUUCGAAAAUUGGUUUUCAAGGACCGUACGAUAUCUUGUUAAUGAAAAAUAAAAAAAUACUCGUCUCAGAAUAUAAAGCACAUCGAUUACAAAUAGCAUAG
Molecule: messenger RNA, 1974 nt
Organism: Didymodactylos carnosus
Lineage: Eukaryota; Metazoa; Rotifera; Eurotatoria; Philodinida; Philodinidae
Source: the annotation of a GenBank genome assembly